Messenger RNA from Triplophysa dalaica, 1359 nucleotides. RefSeq names its product neudesin neurotrophic factor (gene nenf). NCBI's taxonomy places the organism in Eukaryota, Metazoa, Chordata, Actinopteri, Cypriniformes, Nemacheilidae. The transcript has 4 exons. Bases 114 to 590 code for a protein of 158 amino acids. Gene Ontology annotation, cellular component: membrane; endomembrane system. The record is from RefSeq and is a predicted model, not a curated record.
UGAUCUGAGAUCAGCGUCUGAAUGGAAACCUUAUGACAACAAGGAAACAACAAGGAAACUGAAGUGACACGUUUAGUUCCUGCAUCUUAUAAACCUCAAUACGACAGACCACAAUGUUUUUCGCCCGAAGUGUCGCAUUAUAUGUCUUAAUAAUGAUUUGUUCUGCAAAAGAUACUGAAAUUAGAAACGCCUCAAAACCGGUGCGGUUGUUCACCGAAGAGGAGUUGAAGAGAUACGAUGGGAGUGAGGAUGGACAACCAAUUUAUAUGGCCAUUAAAGGUGUAGUGUUUGACGUCACGACUGGAAAAGAGUUUUAUGGCGAGGGUGCGCCGUACAAUGCCCUUGUUGGAAAGGACUCGACCAGAGCAGUGGCCAAAAUGUCACUUGACCCAGCAGAUCUCACACAUGACACUAUGGGCCUUACAGAAAACCAGCUAAAGUCCCUCGAGCAGAUAUUUACCGGCACAUACAAAGCAAAGUACCCUAUUGUUGGAUACACCAGCAGGCGCGUUCUCAAUGAAGAUGGAAGCCCCAACAGAGACUUUAAACCUGAAGACCAACCUCAUUUCAGCAUUAAAGAUGAACUUUAAACAAUCUUUAUUCAGAUCUCAUUAUAACUGUUUGGGCCCCCCCAUUGAACAUAGAGUAGGCAGGUGUUGAUUUGGUGUCCUUUGGUGGUCUUGAAGCCCACAACCUAGAAAACCUUAUGAUGCGUUAUGUCCCACGUUGGUUUUUCCCCUGGUGGGCUGCUGUGAAGGUCAUUCUAACAAGGCCACCUACAGGUGUGAUUUAUACAGUGACAUAUAAAAUGUCCAUGUCCAAAUGUCUCUCUAUAUUUAUGGCUGUUUUUUGUUAUGUCUUACAUAUUAUUGUGAAAUACUGUGAAAAUAUCUAUAAUUGUAUCCAUAAAUAACAUACAGUUCAUUUUACUACUGUAGCACUCCAGGGGAAAGUUUGGUGAUUCACACUACAGUUAGAAAUUGAAAUCACUCUGUGGUGAGUGGUUUCAUAUUAUAAAUUAAAAAGUUGUUUGUCAAUCCAAAAACAACAUUUUGACUCAAACAUCAUAUCAGUCAUAAUUAUAGUGUUUGUGUCUAAUUUUGAUUUGCCUCUAAUGACCAGAAAUGUCUCUCACCAGUCGAGAGAUAUGAUUGUUACUGUAACUGCAUUUAUUGUUUUGACCCGUUAAUGUCAUCCACACUGGGUUAUUUUAAGUGAAAUGUAAUUAUGACUCUUUAGAAACAUGUAAACUCUGUAAAGACCUGGGUUAGAUGAACUUGGUGCUGAUCGAAAGAUAUGUAUUAAGAAAUAAAUGGCAGUCCAAACCUGAAACAGUAUGAAGUAAUUUAAUUUUUUAGC